CGCUCUACUGCCGCAUCACCGAGCGGGACGCGCUCGGUGCCAUCCGCCGUCCGCUGCUGCCGGAGCCGGAGCUGCUGCGCCUGGGCCGGGACGUGGUGCGGCUGCUGCAGCCCUGACCGGUACCGCACGAUGGAGACCGGCGGGGGGCGGAGAGCGGCCCCCGGCAGCCCUGACCCCGAGCACCGGAGGCGGAGGAAGCUCAGUGUUCCAUCCAUCAACCUGACCACCUGCAGGUACGAGAGCGUGCGGCGGGCAGCGCAGUGCUGUGGGCUGAGAGAGGUGGGAGAGGAUGAGGAGUGGACGGUGUAUUGGACGGACAACUCGGUCACCCUGGAACGUGUCAUGGACAUGAAGCGCUUUCAGAAGAUCAACCACUUCCCAGGCAUGAUGGAGCUCUGCCGCAAGGACCUGCUGGCUCGGAACCUCAACCGCAUGCUCAAGCUCUUCCCCAAGGAAUACAGGAUAUUCCCUCGCACCUGGUGCCUGCCAGCAGACUAUGGAGACUUCCGGGCCUACGGAUGCAGGAGGAAAAGACGAGUGUUCAUCUGCAAGCCAGACAGCGGCUGCCAAGGGAAGGGGAUCUUCAUCACCCAGAACCCCGAGGACAUCAAGCACGGGGAGCACAUGAUCUGUCAGCAGUACAUCUCCAAGCCUUUCCUCAUCGAUGGCUUUAAAUUUGACAUGCGCAUCUAUGUGCUGGUCACAUCCUGUGACCCGCUGAGGGUCUUUGUCUACAAGGAGGGGCUGGUCAGGUUUGCCACCAUGAGGUACAUCGAUCCCAGCAGCAGGAAACCGGUGAACAAGGAAUGUUUCCAAGGAACUCACACAGCGUCUGAUGAUAUCUGCAUGCACUUGACCAAUUAUGCUAUCAACAAGCAUAACGAGAACUUCGUCCAGCAUGACACCAUGGGCAGUAAGAGGAAACUGUCCACCCUCAAUGCCUGGAUGAUGGAGAACGGCUACAACACAACAAAGCUCUGGGAAGAUGUUGAAGAUAUUAUCAUAAAGACUCUGAUUUCAGCUCACCCUGUCUUGAAGCACCAUUACCAAAGCUGCUUCCCCAGCCACACCUCUGGCUCUGCCUGCUUUGAGAUACUGGGGUUUGAUGUUCUGCUGGACAGAAGGUUGAAGCCGUGGCUGCUGGAGGUGAACCAUUCCCCCAGCUUCAACACGGACUCUCGCCUAGACCGGGAGGUGAAGGAUGCUCUUCUGUGUGACACCUUCAACCUGAUAAAUGUGAAUGCCUGUAACAGAAGGAAGGUGUUGGAGGAAGACAAGCAGCGGGUAAAGGAACGGCUCCUCCAGUCUCAUCACGCUUCCCGUGCAUCCAGGCGUGAGGAGCUGCAGAGCAGCCGGUUGGCCUGGCUGUGCCAGGAGCAGCAGUACGAGGACCAGCACCUCGGUGGGUACAGGCGCAUCUACCCUGCCCAUGGCACCGAGCGCUACGACUGCUUCUUCAAGCAGAGCAGCUCCGUCUUCCAGGAGACAGCCUCAUCCAAAGCACGGGAGCAGUGUGCCAGGCAGCAACUGGAGGAAAUUCGCCUGAAAAAGGAGAAGUUUGAAGCUGCCAUCAUGAAGAAGAAAGUGAAGAGGAAGGAGGAGCUGCAUGGGGAGUCAGCAGGGGACAAACCCCAGCCCCGCACCACCAGCACAGCUCCUUCAGCUCGCCUCACCUCCAGAAGCAGCAGGGUAUGGGAGAGGAAGGCACAGGUUGACUCCUCACAGCCCCAGCGCAUCGUGGCAAGGGAGGAGAAGGAAAGAGUCAAUGCUCUGCUGCAGCGUGAGAACCUCAUCCGAAGCCUGGGCAUCAUAGACCAGCUCUCCUGCCUUCAACCUGCAGCCAAGGCACCAGCUGGCACACAGAGGUCCCUCCCCACCGACUGCAAGAGCCAGCCGCAGUGCCACUGGGAUGCACUCGGGAGCUUCCCGACACUCGUCCCCUUCUCCCUCCUGAGACACCCGCUCCGGUCUCUGGGACAGCAGCACACGCACAACCCCAGGGCUGGGGUGCAGCUGCUGCCCAGCCUGGGCUCGGGCUCCGCACCCACGUUCUUGGUCCGAGGCAAGAGGAUCCCCUGCAUGGCACGGCAGAGCCUCCGGUCACCCAGCGGGGGCUGCCUGCGGGUGCGGGGCCAGGCAGCAUCGGCAGCAGCCAUCCCCUGGCACCGCACCGAGCCCGAGGAGCAGCAGGAGCGAGGCCAGCAGCUCCCUGCUGCGGGGAGCAAGGCUGAAGGCUGUGAAGCUGUCAGGCUGUCCCUCAGCACAGGCGGUUGGCACCCGGGGUCUCCGGCCAGCACACGCACAACUCCAUCUGCAGCCGUGCUGCCAUCCCGGAGCUGCCCAUCUCCCCAGCCCCGCACCGAUCCGGACCCUCGCCCGUUUGCAGUGAACAGCACAGGUAACGGUGCAGAGGGGACCCGACACUCGCCUGCCGGCUGA
Molecule: messenger RNA, 2439 nt
Organism: Melopsittacus undulatus (budgerigar)
Lineage: Eukaryota; Metazoa; Chordata; Aves; Psittaciformes; Psittaculidae
Gene: TTLL13
Product: tubulin tyrosine ligase like 13
Exons: 14
Coding region: 130-2439 (769 amino acids)
Biological process (GO): microtubule cytoskeleton organization; protein polyglutamylation
Cellular component (GO): cilium
Molecular function (GO): tubulin-glutamic acid ligase activity; tubulin binding
Source: RefSeq, a predicted model, not a curated record